Messenger RNA from Mauremys mutica (yellowpond turtle), 778 nucleotides. RefSeq lists its product as uncharacterized. The transcript is spliced from 4 exons. The coding region runs from base 92 to 778 and encodes 228 amino acids. The record is from RefSeq and is a predicted model, not a curated record. Lineage: Eukaryota; Metazoa; Chordata; Testudines; Geoemydidae.
GGAAGCAUGGACUCCUUCACCACCCCUGGUGAGAACUUCAGACUUUGUGUUAGCACCGAGGGCCUUUGGACUUGUGUGGAGAAAGCGCUACAUGAGCGACAGUUCCCACGAGGGCCCUUUGACUCAGCCCUUGAUGGAUACGCUGGAACCCAAAACCCAAACUCUCGUGAGGCACACCGAUGAGUGUGAUGGCCUCUCAUUGUCCGCCCCCCUAGAGGUGGAAGGUGAACGCAGCUCAGGGGAGUCAUCGGAGGACAAGGUGAACGGAAAAGACAUUGCUCAGCUUGACGAUGCCUUUCUAGAGGACCCAGAGGCCCUGGACAGCAUUGCAUCAAGCAGCGAAGAUGAACCGGGCUCUCCUUGUUUUUGCUCAAUGCCGGUACAAAUUGUUGAAGAGGACUCCAAGGAUGACGGCUAUGAGGAGUUUAGGCGGCUUGGCAUGGAACUAACUGAGCCAAGGCCACGUCGUGAGCUACCUGUUUCCCCCAAUUACAAGGUUUCAUCCUGUGAGUUUAUUGACGCUGAAACCGUGUGUGUGUCUUGGAAGCACGCAAAAGACCGGUACUCUGUCUCUGGCAAUACCAACGUCUUCAUAGCCUGUUUCACCACCGCUUAUGCCCGCUUAGAACUAUACAACCUCCUUGAGAGGUUGCAAGAGUGGUUCCUGUACCACGACACUGACUUGGUGAUAUUUGUGAAAAGGGAGGACUCCAAGGAAGACUGGAGAACUGAGCGGGAUUAUGACAUCACAGGUAUCAAGGAGACUGAACAGCUGUAA